This is a messenger RNA of Adineta ricciae, 1731 nucleotides long. NCBI's taxonomy places the organism in Eukaryota, Metazoa, Rotifera, Eurotatoria, Adinetida, Adinetidae. The record is from the annotation of a GenBank genome assembly.
AUGUCUACAGGAAUUUCGUUCUUACUUGCAGGAAAUUCAAAUCUGACAGCUGAAAAACAAUUCAUUCGAUUCUUUCUAUUUGUGCAUCUGGAUUAUUUUGGAAAUAAAGGACAAACGUCAGGAGCCUAUCCGAAUGCGCAAAUGAAUCCUUCGAUACCAAAAAAUGCCAAUAGUCGAAUUCAGUCAUAUAAACAUCAUGGCAAAGAUACAGACGAGCUUCGGCGUCGACGUAAUCAAUACAAUGUUUCAUUAAGAAAAAAUAAACGUGAUGAACAGAUACAAUUUAAACGGAAUCUCAUAGUGGAAGAUAGUCUGUCAGAUAACGAUGAUAUUGAUGACGAUUGCGAACAACGUCGACAAUUGAAUUUGAAUGAGAUUAUAGUCAAAUCCCAACAUACAGAUCUGACGAUAUGUUUCGAAGGUGUUCGUGCAGCGAGAAAACUUCUUUCGAUCGAUCGUAAUCCACCGAUUGACGAUUUAAUUCGCUUAAAUUUUCUUCCAAUUCUCGUUCGAUGUUUAACUUACGAUCAAUAUCCUGAAUUGCAAUUUGAAGCUGCAUGGGCAUUAACGAAUAUUGCAUCGGGAAAUUCUCAACAAACACAAGCCGUUGCUGACGCCAAUGCUCUGCCAUAUCUCCUUCGUUUACUACAUUCACCACAAUCGAAUGUUUGUGAACAAGCAGUUUGGGCUUUGGGAAAUCUCAUUGGUGAUGGUCCAAGAUUACGUGACUAUGCAAUUGAAUUAGGUGUGAUUCCACCGUUGAUAGAAUUCAUUCAAAAAGAUAUUCCUGUUACAUUUCUUCGAAAUGUUACAUGGGUUAUCGUUAAUCUAUGUCGUCAUAAGGAACCACCAUUACCAAUCAAUUCUGUUCAAGAUAUUUUGCCUGCAUUAAAAUAUCUUCUCUCAUUUGUGGAUGUUACUAUCCUGGUGGAUUGUACAUGGGCAUUAGCGUAUCUUUUAGAUUCGGGGAAUAAUAUAAUUCAAUUGGUGGUUGAAACAAGUUUGAUACCUCAGAUCGUGAAAUUAUUAAAUCAUAGCGAAAUCAAAAUCGUGACUGCUGCUCUGCGAGCUGUCGGAAAUAUCGUGACUGGUACAGAUGAACAGACACAACUUGUAAUUAACCAGGGAGCGUUAAAUUAUUUUCCGAAGUUACUCAAACACCAAAAAGAUAAACUCAACAAAGAAGCUGUCUGGUUUCUAUCGAAUAUCACAGCUGGCAAUCAACAACAAGUUCAAGCAGUGAUUGAUGCUCAACUUAUACCCGAUGUUAUUCAUCAUUUACAACAUAGUGAAAUUCAGACACAGAAAGAAGCAGCUUGGUGUAUAUCAAAUCUAACGAUGAGUGGCUCUACACAACAGAUUCAAUAUGUUGUCCAACAACAUGUAGUUCCACCUCUAUGUAAUCUCUUACAGCAACAUGAUGCUCAGAUUUUACAAGUUUGUCUCGAUGCAAUUCAUAAUAUUCUUAAACAAACUUCAGCAGAGAAUCUCGAAGCUGUGGUUACCGAAAUAGAAGAAUGCGGAGGACUUGAUAAAAUCGAAAAUCUUCAAACCCAUGCAAAUAGAGAAAUCUAUCAACAAUCUUACGAUAUCAUCGAGAAAUACUUUUCAGCAGAUAAUGAUGAUGAUAUAUGUUCGAUGAGUCAAGUGCCUGGUAUUGAAGAAUUUCCGUUUGGUAAUAAUAGUACUAAUCAAACUGUACCUGAAACUAAUCUACAAUUUCAAUUCUAA